GUAUAUUGUGACCUAAGUUCGGCAAAACCCGUCUUGAAACCGGAACUAGUUCAUCUGUCAGAGUAGGAAAUAGCAUUUUGAGUUGAAGUUUCGACGUGUCCUUAUUUCAUCAAAAGCUAAAAGAACCGCGAUUGAUUGCAAAUAUGACAUUACAGUGGACAUUCAUAGCCUAUUUCCUCUACUCAGAGAUUGCAUUAAUAGUUGUUCUCCUGCUGCCAUUCAUCUCUCCAGCAAGAUGGCAGACAGUAUUUCGAUCUAAUCUUGUAGCCAAAGUAGCGAAGUUUUCCAACAUAUACUUCAAUGUGUUCAUCUUACUUCUCCUAGUCUUGUUUGGGGAUGCCAUCAGAGAAGAGAGGAAGUACUCUGAGCCAACAUCUGUGGUGGACCUGAAACAUAAUCCAGACACAGAAAACCUGGCCCAUAUGAAGAUGUUCAGAGCUCAAAGGAAUCUUUACAUUUCAGGCUUUGCACUCUUUCUGUGGUUUGUGAUCCGCCGCCUUGUGACGCUGAUAUCCACACAGGCUCAACUCCAGGCCCAGGCUGAAGCCAGCACUAAGCAGGCAAAGGGUGCAUCAGACCAAGCUAAGAAACUGAUGGACGAAAUUGAAAACCUGAAAAAUAUGGCCAAGCUUGAGGACACUGACCUGGAUGCUGUGAAAAGAGAAAAGGACCUUGCACAUGACUUGGAUGAUGCACAACAAGAACUCAAGAAGCUUAAGAAAGAGCUUCAAUCAAAGGAACUUGAUUUCAACACAUUGAAGAAGCAGUCAGAGGGUACCAACAAGGAGUAUGACAGACUCCUGAAUGAGCUAGCAGCUACACAGGCAAAGCUGGAGGCAUCGGCAGGAGGGGACAAGAAAUCUAACUGAAAGAAUUGUGGAAGACCGAGUGUUCCAAGUCCUGACAUUUAUCUGCAGUUUUUACUCUGUUGUUACGCAUUGAUACAUUAGUGAUUGCAAUUGACUGUUAUUGACAUCAUAUUUUCCCUCUUUUAUUCAAUGUGUUUAAUGUAAAACAUUUAUCCUCUAGCAAAUGAUAUUUUAUCAACAUGAGCUUAGAAUGACAUGUUUGUAUUAAAAAUUCAAAUUACCAUACUGUGUUUAGCCCUUUGCAUGCUGGGAAAUUCGAUGUCUGCUAAAAUAUUGUCUGCUGAAUUUAUAAAAUUAGUAUUUUCUUUUAUUUUAUUUUCAAAGAAUACUAACCGAAUAGCAAACAGUAAGGAUCCUAAUGAGACGCCAUGUCGUGUGGCGUUUCAUCUGGAUCCAAACUGGUUGCAAAGGCCUUCAAAAUUCGGUUCAAGCACUGAAAGAGUUAGGUAAAGUUAUAUUCUUUGUACUACUGAUAAAUAUCAAAUUUAAAAAUAUAAAUUUCUUUAACUAUUUAACGUUAAAUUAAUUGUUUCAUAUUUGUUUUGUUUAUUAGCAAUGUUAUAAUUUAAUAAAAUCUUAUUGUAUCUGUGCAUCUUACAUCUUACAUGUGUAUGUUAAGUUGUGUGUGUUUAUGUGUAUAUUUGCCUUUUCUGUUACUGUUGAUCCAUUGAUGUGUCAAAAUGUUUGAAAUGGUGUUUUCCUGGAAUGAUUUUACUUGAAUAUGAGUGUAUCUUCAGUAUAAAAGAAACUACAAUGUAUAAAUUUAUUAAAACAGAUUAAAUUCCGCGACAUUGUACCAGAAAAUCAAAGCUAAAUAAAGCCAAUUUAAAAUAGAUUGUAAGAUUUGUUUUUAACUUUUUAAAGAGGACAUUAAAUUAACAAUCUUUAGUAUUACUCAUUUAAAAUCAUGUAAGGGUGCUAAGUAUUAAAUUAAAUGUUAUCAUUAUUUCAUACCUUUAUGCUGAUAUUUACCUGAUACAAACGUGCUUGAGAAAUUAUCAAGUAAAUAUACAUUUAUAACAGUUAAUGUGUCAUUUAAUUAUGUAUCAACUAUUAAAUCAUCAUUUUUGGUAAAAACGAACCUGAUUCAACAAAAAUAUAAACAGUUUGAUACCAAGAUGUAUUCUAUUUUAGACACAAAAAGCAACAAAAACAGCAAAAACUGUAUUCUUCAAAUUUUAAGCUGAAGUGUUCAUAAUAAUUUGAUUGAAACAUCAUACAACAUAUUCAUCCUGCAUAAAAUGCAGUGUAGUAGUCAAUAUAUUUUAUAAUUAAUUUAUUUUCUUUAAAUAGGGGCAUGCUGGUAUACUUAUCAGAAAAACAGGUUAUUACCCAAUCGUAUGGUAAUAUAUAAGGCUGAGAUCAAAUAAAAUAGUGGCUAGGUAUGCUUGUCCAUAAUUUUAUUCAGAACCUUACCAGGUAUAUAACAAAACAUGGGGAAAUUUAACAGUUAUACUCUAUGUAUCCUUGUUUUUGUUUAGACAUAUUGCUUACACAUUUGUGGAGAUUACUAUCGUCACCAUGCCAUAUAUAUUAUGAAUUACUUUCAUAUAAUGUUUAACUUUGUUGUUGUUGGGUGAAACCAUUGUCUACUACCGGUAUACAGAGUUCUCCACCAAAUAACCCAAAAAAUGUCAUGGGCCAAAGCCUUAAAGCAUUGUCUGCAAGGUUUUAUUACCUAAAUGCGGUUGUAAAAAAGCAUGAUCAAAGUGUCACCAGAUAAGCACAACAGGACAAUUUCUGGUAACAUAGCAAUCAUAAAAAAUCUGCAAGAAAAGUUAGCGUAAUUAAUCAUGGAUGAAAACCUUUAUGUCUGAAAAUAAAGAAGUGAGAAAAAUAAUUAUUUUGGCUCAAGACAGGGCAGGUGUCCAAAAACUUCGCGCAAUUACAGAACUUUCAUAAUUGUAUUGACAAUGUUAAAAUCCCAUAUUAUAUUGAGAAUCACUCUUUUUGAAUUCUCUUGUUAUGCUUAAAUAAAUGAUAUAAUAAGA
Molecule: messenger RNA, 2860 nt
Organism: Dreissena polymorpha
Lineage: Eukaryota; Metazoa; Mollusca; Bivalvia; Myida; Dreissenidae
Product: B-cell receptor-associated protein 31-like
Exons: 8
Coding region: 144-869 (241 amino acids)
Biological process (GO): endoplasmic reticulum to Golgi vesicle-mediated transport; intracellular protein transport
Cellular component (GO): endoplasmic reticulum; endoplasmic reticulum membrane
Source: RefSeq, a predicted model, not a curated record